AACAGUCGUGUGUUGUUUCGAAAGAGAGAGAGAGAGAGUAGGAGAAGUGUGACUGUGGCUUUUAAUCUAUUAAAGUUGUUUUUCAAUAUGAAAUGUGCAUUAAAAUAUAUAAAGCUAUAUUUAAAUGCUUAAUGUAUAUUUAAAUACAAUUAAAUACAAUACAAUACAAGUGUUGUUCGCUGCGCAUUGAUUCGUUUAUUCGUUGGCUAUCAGGAACAGCUCUGGUUGCUCAGUAUUUAAGAAUACUUAUCAUGAGAGAGUGUCUGUGCUGUAAUGGUCUUGACACUUUGCUGCAGGGUCGAUGUCUAUCUAAAACCUAUUGAUCAUGAUAUUUGUGUUUUUAAGGGCGCUCUCUUUUCCCUGGUCGGAAUGGAGGGUCAUGGUAUCCUGAAAGCCUUCCCUAAAGUAAAGAGACCACGGCCUAAUGAUGGAAAUGUGGAGCCUCCUCUCAAGAAGACGAUUGCUGAAUCAACAACAGUGUAUUAAAAGAGACAUUAUUCAAUGGCAUAUGGAUCAGUGGAUCUCGUCUUUGGACACCCAGAAUGACUUAAACCAAACUUUUACUCUCAACACACAGUGAAAAGAUUUCGGUGCUAAUGACUUCUCCACUAUACUACUCAAUCACUGGCACGGUUUUCCAGGGAGUCACAGUAUACAUAGUUCCAGCUGGUAUAGGGAAAGCCAGGUGUGACAUAUUCCAUCGACAGAUCACCCAAAAUGGAGGGCAGUUAUUGACCGCGUUCUCUCCCAGCUGCACCCAUGUCGUGGUGGAUGAUUCUGUUGAUUGUCAGAGAGCUUUGAGACUCUUGAAAGUAGAAAGACUGCCCUCUGCUGUUCAGCUGGUCAAAUGCACUUGGUUGAGUGCUUGCAUCAGUGAGAAGAGAUUGUUAGACUCUGAAGACUACAGCCUUCUUCCUGCAGAGAGUCCCACAAUUGCUGCUGCUGAGGACCCAAUGCAGACAAUAGUUGCCCCAGUCUCAGAGGAAGCAGCAAAGGAUGCUUUGGUUCCAACUCAAGAAGAUCUCACAGAGACGGUGCCAGAAAUUCAGGAAGAGCACCAUGAUGAAGACGGAGUAUCUCAGAACGAUCUGGAUGCCUUAAUCAGUGGCGUUCACCCAUCUGAGAGCAACCAAGACCAGACCCAAAGUUUGGCAGACAAACCAUUUAUGCCUGCGAAGUGGGUCUGUUCCCAGCCAUCCACAGCUAAAGUGGAGAAUCAUAACAAGCACAUUACUGACAAACUGGAGCCGCUGGCUAAGGCCUAUACACACACCGGUGAUAAAUGGAGAGCUCUGGGCUACUCUAAAGCAAUCAACGCCCUUAAGAGCUACCAUAAGCCCAUUGCUUCAUAUGAUGAAGCAUGUAAAAUUCCAGGUAUUGGUAAACGCAUGGCAGACAAGAUCAUGGAAAUCAUGGAAAGUGGACACUUGCGUAAACUGGACCACAUUGGGGAGGAAGUGCCUGUUCUCGAAAUGUUCACCAACAUUUGGGGCGCCGGGACAAAGACUGCACAGAUGUGGUAUCAGCAGGGAUUUCGCACAUUGGAGGACAUUCGGACUAAGGCCGUUUUGAAUAACACUCUAAGGAUCGGACUAAAGCACUAUGAUGAUCUGCUUGAGCGAAUGCCGAGAAGUGAAGCAAAUGCGAUUGAGAAAACGGUAAGGGAGGCAGCACACAGUGUGGAUGCACAGCUGGUGGUUGUUUUGUGUGGCUCUUACCGCAGGGGGAAGAGCACAUGUGGAGAUGUGGACGUUCUUAUCACUCACCCCGAUGGAAAAUCACACAAAGGUGUUUUCAGCAAAGUGCUGCACCUCCUCCAUCAGAGUGGUUUCUUAACAGACGAUCUUGUUAGCAGUGAGGAGAAUGGUGAGCAGAAGAAGUACAUGGGUAUCUGUCGACUUCCAGGCCCUUCACAGCGCCACAGACGCUUAGACAUUAUUAUAGUGCCCUAUGCUGAAUUUGCUUGUGCUCUUCUGUACUUUACUGGCUCUGCCCACUUUAACCGAUCAAUGAGGGCAUUGGCUAAAACCAAACACAUGAGCUUAUCAGAGCAUUCGCUGAACUGUGAUGUCGUCCGGCAGCAUGGUGUGAAGCUGGUGGCGGGUACUCCUUUACACACACCUGCGGAGAAGGAUAUCUUCAAACACCUUGGCAUACCUUACAGAGAACCACAUGAUAGAGACUGGUGACUGCAAAUUUUACAUGGGAAUUAACAAUAUGAAAUCAUGCUGUUGUAAGUGCAUUUUUAACCCUUUUAGCUUGGAUGGGUUAGAGGUCUGCACGGGCCUUAAAAUGAAACCCAGCCUGUACCCGAGACCGUGUGACCCAACCCUACCCGGCCCGAACGAUACCGCCAAAUUUUAAGCCCAAAUCCGACCCGAAAUCGCUUACUAUCAUUUCUUCUAGCAAGUACUGUUGCAAUAGACUGUAUUUUAUGUAAGCAUACAGGCAACAUUCGUAACAGUAUUGAAACAGUAAACAUACACAGUUUUAACAAGGCAUAGCAGCCCCUUAGUACACUAGAGCAGAAAGGGAAAAAAAGCAUUGCAUCACCGUUUAUUUGCUGAAACUUCACUUGGUGCUGUGCAGGACAAUCUGGAAUAAUAUGAAACAAUGCAACAGUCACCUCUUUGUGCAGAACAAUCUGGAAUAAUAUGAAACACUGCAACAGUCCCCUCUAUGCAGCCUGAACUUGUUUAGAUUGUUGGAAUCUUUGUGACAACUGCGCUAAAACAAUCUAGACACACUGCAAAGAAUGAAACAGAACGCAGGUGUCUAGACAUGAGUUUUUGAAAAUGUGAAGUUCUUUUUAACUUGAUGUAGUGUUCGAGACGCUGAGGAAAAACGAGAUGCAGUACAAAUGUCAAAGACAUCCAUCCAGUAUGUGUUUACAUAGGAAAAAAAUGGGAGAACAGAUGCGCGCAAAAACACGUUUGGGGUGAACGUCCACUAACUCGUAUGUUUGCGCGUGUCUGUGAGUGAGAGCGUGUGCGUGAAACAAGUUCGGUAAGCUUGUUUAUUUUUUCAUUCAUUACAAACCCGAACCCAAAGUCCUACUUGAAAAACUGACCCGAACCCAGCCCGAAACCCGUCGUGUCCUGUCGGUCAGAUUGCAGACCUCUUGGAUGGGCCUGCCGAGAAGAAAUAAAAAGUCAAAAUAUUAAUAACUACAGUCUUAACCAACACAAAAUAGGUAUCGUUUGAAAGCUUAGAAGCUCUACUUUACAAUGCAUGUAGGCAUUAUGACCAAAACUAUUUUACUCACAGACAAAAAUAUAGUGAGUAAUAGCAAGUAUAUGUCUUUGACAUUUAUGUUUCAUGUGAACAGGUUUUGCUCAUACGCCGUGUUUUCACUUAUAACUACAUGAAAAAUAUACCAUUAAUUAGAGGAGGUGAUUACCUUUCAAACAAGCCCUCACACAAGGUAAUUACAUGCAUAGACCAUUAGAUAAUUGACACGAUGCACAAUGUACACAGUGCACACAGCAUCUUGCAGUCAUAGCUUUCCUAAAUCAGAUGAUUUUAUCGGAAAUGAUGUAUCGUCAUGGAACACUUCAGAUCAGUGCAAAAAGUCCUCCAUAUUUGGGCAGAGAGACUUGUGAUUGGUGAAUGUUACAUAUAGCCACCAGUAGAUGGCGCAAAGUACAUGACAGACUUGAUGGCUCAUUCUUUGAAAUUUCACUACUGAAAUCAUGUCUGCAUGCUAUGCAAACCUUUAGUCAUUGUUGUGUUUGCAUGUGUAAUUAGUUCUUAUGUACAAUUAUUAUGUUUUAUUUGUUUGGAGAGGCUUUUGGACACUAGAAUAAAUUUUUUUUUAAAUUAUUAUUAUAACUUUUGAUUGCUUUGUUGAAUCAACACAAAAUUUUACUCAGUUACAGUUGACAUGAUUGGGAACCAAACAAAAGUUUUUCGUUUUUUGGAGCCACAUUAUUUACACCUGAAUAAUGUAAAAUCAGGGGAAAAAAAAGUAAAUUUUUGGCUUAAGUUUUUUGUGAUUUUUCAGCAGUUUCUUAGGCUGAGAAUCCCAGAAUUGUUCAUAAUCUACAUCAUUAAAAAAAAAAUAAUAAUUUACGUUUUCUUUUCAAUGACACUAAACACUUGACCCUCUUUUUUUUUUUUUUUAAGUUAAAAUACUUUUAUUUUGGGUAUGCCACUAAAACAGGAAAUCUUAAAAAAAAAAAAAAAAACACCCUCAGAGCUUAAAGGGUUAAAUGUGGGAGUAAUGGGCAGGCCCAUAUGGAAUCUGCAGGCACAGAUUUCUGCAGAAAAGAACAUUUCUGCAAUGAUGCACAAAUUUCCACAUAUCCCCAGCAUCUUGCAUGUUUGUUUAUUAAAUAUUUUAGCUAACUUGAUAAUGAUUUUUAGUAGCCAUUAAGACUGAAGUACUCUCACUCAUAUUGUGCUUAACAUGUUUUAAUAUGUUUAAAUCAAUUCAGCAGAAUUUCCAAUAAAUCAGUGCAGAAAAUGCCUAAAGUCAGCAGAUUCCUUAUAGGCCUAGUAAAGGUUUAUGCAUUGUUGUCAUGGAUUGUAUUUAACUGAGUCUGUCAUGAUAUCAGUAGCAUCAAUAUUCUUUUUCAAAGGACUUUUGAUUGGGUGCAUUUUAAUAUGAAAUAAUAAUAAUAAUAAUCAUUACCUCUUGAAGUAUGCCACUUAAAAUAUGCAAACUAAUUAAAGUAUGCCAAAAAGUAUUGUUUUCUAAUCGUUUUAUUAUGCCUUGGUUUGAAAAACAAAAUAACUAUAUUUAUACCAUGUAGCUCAUAUCAAGUCAAUCAAAUACCUUUGCUUCCAUUCAAAUCUUAUAACCUUUUAUAAAACGUGAUGAUGGUAUUGGAUGAGAGCAUACUAAUAAUUUAAAAGAGAUCAACCUAACCCCGAAAUCUAAGUCAGCUGUGAACUGUGCGCUCUAUGGGCGGAGAGAAGCACAAUUUGUCCCAUCACGGUGCAGGGUAUGAUUGCUCCACACCCAGCUGUGCCUGAACUCUCGUUCGCGGGGACGGGCUUGUGUAACAGUCGGAGGCAGCCAGUAGCACGGAGCUCAUGCUGCAGCUCCACUGCUGUGCCUUCCCUCGUGCUUCAAUAACACAUCAAGAGGAAGGCGGUGCACGAUCGAGCCUUUUACGAUCUCGAUAUGGUUAAUGACCAAUAAAUAUACUUAUAUCUGAACUUUUGUCAACACUGUGACAAUCUAAUGUUUAAACGUGUUUAAAAUGGGCUUAUUUUUAUAUAUCGUUGGAUCUGCCAACCCAACCGAGGCUAGUGUGUACGAGCCUGUGACCCGGAAACCGAUCAAAGUCCACCAUCAUGAAGGAUGUAUCAAUUCUCUAAAUGCACCCCCGAGGAUGGAAGAAGCUUCCCAAGGACGCUUGAGCAAAGAAGCACCGGAG
This is a messenger RNA of Myxocyprinus asiaticus (Chinese sucker), 5384 nucleotides long. RefSeq names its product polymerase (DNA directed), lambda (gene poll). Gene Ontology annotation, molecular function: DNA binding; DNA-directed DNA polymerase activity. Gene Ontology annotation, biological process: double-strand break repair via nonhomologous end joining. Gene Ontology annotation, cellular component: nucleus. The coding region runs from base 597 to 2189 and encodes 530 amino acids. NCBI's taxonomy places the organism in Eukaryota, Metazoa, Chordata, Actinopteri, Cypriniformes, Catostomidae. The transcript is spliced from 10 exons. The record is from RefSeq and is a predicted model, not a curated record.